Molecule: messenger RNA, 684 nt
Organism: Arachis stenosperma
Lineage: Eukaryota; Viridiplantae; Streptophyta; Magnoliopsida; Fabales; Fabaceae
Exons: 1
Coding region: 1-684 (227 amino acids)
Source: RefSeq, a predicted model, not a curated record
AUGCAGAAUCAAGAUGCUGCCAUCAAGAAACUUGAGACACAAAUUGGGUACCUAUUCAAGCAUAUUCGCAGCCACAACCUUUGCAGCGAUACUAACUCAAACCAAAGGGAGGAGUGUCAAGCUAUCACCCUCAGGAGUGGGAAGGAACUGAAGGAAUCCUCCCAAAAACCACAAGAGGAGGGCUCAAAUGAAAAAGAAGAAAAGCAAGAUGGAGCUCAAGCUUCCAUUUCAAGUUCACAAAAAGAAGAAGGAAUGUUGAAGCUAGACACCCCAAGAGUUCCAUACCCUCAGCAGUUGAGGAAGAAGGGGGAUGAAAACCAAUUCUUGAGAUUUUUGGAAAUCUUCAAGAAGCUCAAAAUCAACAUACCCUUUGCUAAAGCAAUAGAACAAAUGCCACUCUACGCCAAGUUUUUAAAGGAGCUAAUGACUAAGAAGAGAAGCUGGAAGAACAACGAGACUGUGAUACUAACUGAAGAAUGUAGUGCUAUCAUUCAGCAUAAACUGCCCCAGAAAUUGAAAGAUCUUGGGAGCUUCCAGAUCCCUUGUAUUAUAGGGAAAAUCACAGUAGAGAAGGCUCUAUGUGACUUAGGAGCUAGCAUCAACUUGAUGUCAGUAGCUAUGAUGAGGAAGAUGAAGAUCGAGGAGGCUAAACCAACAAAAAUGGCCUUACAACUGGCAGACUGA